AUGGGGAAACGGCUUGAAGCCGAUACUUUAAACGUUCCAAAAAGUACACCAUUACCUGGUCAAGUGGAAAAUACGCCAAUGGUGCUCAUCAGACAUGAAGCUUUCGCUUUAAAAACUUAUUUAUUGAAACCAUUUCCACGCCGAUUAUCAAGAAAUUACAUUAGACUUGAUACAUAUAAUUAUAGACUGUGCAGAGCAAAGCGCGUAGUUGAGAACGCAUUUGGUAUCUUGACAAAAAAAUGGAAAAUUUAUAAAAGUACGAUUGAACUAAAAGAACAAACUACAACACUAAUAAUAUUAACAACAUGUAUAUUGCAUAAUUACUUACGAAUAAAAAAUUUUGAUAUUGAUACCACUGCAGUUCACUCGGAAAACGAAGAUGAAAUAACUCAAGGUGCCUUAAAUGAAUUUGAAAUUAAUAAUCGAAGAGGAACAAAUAAAUCUAUACAAAUUCUUGAACAUUUUGUAAAUGUUUGA
This is a messenger RNA of Macrosiphum euphorbiae (potato aphid), 477 nucleotides long. The record is from the annotation of a GenBank genome assembly. NCBI's taxonomy places the organism in Eukaryota, Metazoa, Arthropoda, Insecta, Hemiptera, Aphididae.